Messenger RNA from Doryrhamphus excisus (bluestripe pipefish), 1764 nucleotides. RefSeq names its product potassium channel, subfamily K, member 12 (gene kcnk12). The record is from RefSeq and is a predicted model, not a curated record. Lineage: Eukaryota; Metazoa; Chordata; Actinopteri; Syngnathiformes; Syngnathidae. Gene Ontology annotation, cellular component: plasma membrane. Gene Ontology annotation, biological process: stabilization of membrane potential; potassium ion transmembrane transport. Gene Ontology annotation, molecular function: outward rectifier potassium channel activity; potassium ion leak channel activity.
UGUGUGAAACAUUUUUUUGAUUUUUUUGGUGCAAGGCACACAAAGGGUAGCGGCACUUCCAGCUUCAGUUUUUGCACUCGGGUCGAUCAUGACACCAUGCGCCAGCGUCCUGUCUCCCGACCUCUUCCUCGGCGGCUCCGUGCAAAGUGAUGGAUUUCCACAAGUGGAGCCUCUUUGAUGUCCACUCCACCAUGGGACGGGGUGCUGGGGGGGUACUUAAAGCAGAGGCAUCCCGGGGAAGUGCACUCGCUGCGGUGCCAGUGACUUUGACCAAAGCGCCCCCACGCUGCUUUUCAUGCGGUCUCCGAUGAGACGCUUGUCGCUGUCCGACGCGCGAGUGGUGCUGAAAUCUGGAUGAUGCCUGGCCCGCGUCUGCAAGGCUGCCGCUCCCUGCACUUGAACGAGGACAACGGCCGCUUCGUGCUGCUCGCCCUCCUCAUCGUCUUGUACCUGCUGUGCGGCGCCGCAGUCUUCUCGGCCAUAGAGAGGCCCUCCGAGCUGAGGGCCCACGGCCGCUGGAACGGGACGCUCCGCAACUUCAGCGAGACCUUCAACAUCAGCCUGCGGGAACUCAACUCUUUCCUGCGGGAGUACGAGGCGGCCAUCGCCGCCGGGAUCCGGGCCGAUGCUCUGAGGCCACGAUGGGAUUUUACAGGGGCUUUUUACUUUGUUGGAACUGUGGUGUCAACCAUAGGUUUUGGAAUGACAACACCUGUGACCGUGGCAGGCAAAGUGUUCCUGAUCUUCUACGGGCUACUGGGUUGUGCAGCGACCAUCCUCUUCUUUAAUCUCUUCCUGGAGCGCAUCAUCACGCUGCUCGCCGUCGUCAUGAAGGCGGUGAGGGAAAGGCGGAUCAGGAACAGCGGCCUCCUUCCACCGGGGAUUCACCGGGACUUCUCCGCUUUCUGUCUGCCGGGGUGGAAGCCCUCCGUCUACCACGUGAUGCUGAUUCUCGGCCUAUCAGCCAUCACCAUCUCCUGCUGUGCUUCGGCCAUGUACACCCCCGUGGAGGGCUGGGCCUACUUAGACUCGCUGUACUUCUGCUUCGUCUCCUUCAGCACCAUCGGCUUUGGGGACUACGUAAGCAGUCAGAGUGCAGCCUACGAAUAUCAAGGACUCUACCGGGUGGCCAACUUCCUUUUCAUGUUAACGGGGGUGUGCUGCAUCUACUCGCUCUUCAACGUCAUCUCCAUUGUUAUCAAGCAGGUGCUCAACUGGAUGCUGGAGAAGAUGAGUUGCUUGUUUUGCCAGCGCUGCAAUAAAGCCAGCACCUUCCUGGGCAGACGUAACGCCAUCCGACCGGGUUCUCGAGGACGCCAACCACCUGACCCGGAUGGACCGUGUGACAGUGACACCGAGGGACGCAGGUUAUCAGGGGAGAUGAUUUCUAUGAAAGACCUGGCAGCCUCCAACAAGGUGUCGCUGGCGAUCAUGCAGAAGCAGCUUUCCGAGUCGGCUAAUGGCUAUCCCAGGACGGUUUGUGGCAGUUCACGCCAUAACGGUUUCUCCGGGGGGGUCGGCGCCCUUGGAAUCAUGAACAACAGACUGGCAGAGACCAGUAACUCCAGGUAGAGGCUCGGAAAAGGUGCUGUGAAGUCAACAUGUUAUCCACCAUACACAGGAGGGUUUGGAUUCAUGUGGCUCCAAUUUCCACUGUGAUGACAGUGAUGCCGACUACUAGAUGGCGAUGGCGAUGGCGAUGGCGAUGGCGAUGGCGAUGGCGAUGGCGAUGGCGAUGGCGAUGGCGAUGGCGAUGGCGAUGGC